AUGGAAAGUCCACAGAAAGACACACCACGAAGCUUGAAGGCAGUGUGUGAGGCCAUCUUUACGAUCAGCGUAAGUGAGGGAGCGGAAAAAUUGCCCCAUAAAAACAGGGCGGAGAAGGAAAGUACGGAAGUAAAGCGAGGUUUAGAAUUGCUCUUUAGCCCUGGCAAUUCGGUGUUGCAUGGGGUGCCUGCCGUAAAAGGGUUGCGAGAAGCUGUGCGACUGUUCGUGAGGAAGCAUGCACAAUUGUUAAACGCAACAACGGGCAACGCCGUGGCAGGGGCCACGAAUGCUCCGCUUGCCCUGCGGGAUGCCAUUCUACGCAGCAAUGAAGCCAUGGCGGAGAUUCGUGAGGAGUGGAAGCAAAUACUGGAGCGUAUGUACACUGUUGCGGAGGAGCAGGAUAGUGUCACACCGCCUGGAAACACAUUGGCGGCCGAUGCCACCCCACUGUGUAAUGUUUUACGCAUUGAAACAAGCCAUGACGAAUCUUGGGAAGAGUUACCGUGGGAAGGGAAACUUUCAUGCGACGACGCCCGUGCGUUACUCGACGCGUGUAUGCGGGAAUGGGUGGAGCAGGGUCGUCCCUUAAACAACGAAAAGGUAGAGGCUUUUGUCCGGGCACUACGCGCGGUCGUGGAGACGGACCCGGAGUCCACCAUCUUUGACGUCAGCUGGGACUUCUGGAUGAGUUCACUGCUUCUGUGUGUGGAGCUGCAGGGAACAUCGUGCGAGACUAUCACGCUUGUAGAGCUGAUUUAUAGUCGAUGCACCUCCAGACGAAAACUUGCGCUCUUGGACGCCAUUGCCGCGAAACUCCGGCGACCAGUCAAGGGCUUCUCAGCUCAUCAGUGUAUUUUGUUGAAGUUGUUUCACCGACUUCUUCUUUGCACCUCGGAAAACAUUGUCACCUUUAUGGACGAAGAAAUUGCCCAGUUGCUUCUGCAAGGGUUGCACGUUGUCGUUGAACACCUUGAGAGCUUUAGCGCGAUGGAUUCACAAGCACGGUGGCUGAAACAGCUUUUGGUGCGUUCCUCUCUCGUCCGUGACAUCACCCUGUUGCUAGGAAGAGAGCCCGGCCUCAUCCGCAAACUGGCAGUCGCCAUGCCCGAGCCACACGCUGUUGGGCUGAUGUUGACAAUGCUGCCGCUGUGGGUUCGAGAGCCCGGCGACGCAUGUACGUUUACACUUAUCUUUGAGAAACUGGUGGAUGCCUUGUUGAGCAAUCACGUGCGAGGCGACCUCGUUGAGGAUGCCCUGGUGUGCGUUGAUCGCUGCGUGCGCGGGCUGGGCGUUGAAAAGCGUCACGAGCAGUUUGGCAAGGUUUCUUGUUUCCUGAUCUCUCUGGAGUACAGUGAAGUACAGGACUCAUUAGGGAGACUUCUGCGUCUCCUGCUUUGCUUUGCAGUGCCUUCCACGUAUGGGUCUGACUGCAGAUAUCGACUGCCGCCAACGCAUUUGCGGUGCCUUGAGGAUAAACUCCUCAGGCAGUCGGAGCACUGGACGAAAAGGACUGCCGCACAUCAUACUGUGGUAGGGUAUUUCUGGUGGGGAGUGCUGCGUUGGCACGCGGCGGAGUUACCCAAAGUAGUUGCGCGUGCUGUGCGUGCCGUGUGCCGGUACGAAAAGCGCGUGGGAUCGCCGUGGGACGAGGGACAUCUUGUUGCCAUCAGUUACUCCGUCCCGUCCUGGCGCAGUCUUGAAAAGGUCUUGGAGGAUGAACGGCGUUCAGGUCACCUCAACUACAGGAAUCUGCUGCUGCACAUCUGCGCAGGUGCCCCCAGAAUCACUUCGGGACCACAGCAGCCACCGCAGCCGCCAGUGAGUUUGUGUCCCACGACGUUGUGGUUGUUGAUGCGCUGGUGCACAAAUGCCUGCGCGCGUCGUGGGUUGUUUCUUGCCACGACGGAAGUGCUCCGGUCUUUUGCGUCAGACAGGGACAUCGCGGGCGGCAACCUUCUUGCAAUCCCUGUGGAGGAGUUUGAUGCUCUGCUUCACACGCCUCAUGUUAUUUCCGCACAGGAAUUGGGUCGAAGACGUAUGCUGGCGGCAAUGCUUUCCGUUCGGUUAUGGAUCGCUACGCUGCCCCCAUUGUGUCCUACACCAGGUGUGACUGAGUUGGAUAUUACGGGCAUGGUGGCUCGGCAGCUCCAAACCUACUGGGUAGAUUACAAUGGCGAGGUGCCAAUGCCGAAUGAACCAUUUGGGGAAGACUCCCUGCUACUUUUGUUGUGUGUUCUUUGCCUCAAUAGGUUGGCGGGGGCAGCCAAAGCCGGCGAUUGCAGUCACGAGCAUGUCUUGCAGGAAACGCUAAAAAAACUUCUAGAGGAGAGACGCGGACAUGACCCAGUCUGGCAGCUCUUGUAUUUCUUGGAAACUGGCAUUGUCUUGGACCACCUAGCUGCCGUUCUUGUGCAUCGAUUUGGAGUGGCGCAUGAGGUUCCGGUACAUACGGGUGCUGAAAAAUACGUGACAUCCGACUUGCCGUUCGUUGGAGCAAAUGAGUUGUACGCCCUGAAAGAAUUGCUUGCCCUAAGAGAAGAAGAUCCAGAAAAGGAAAAACGUCUACUUUCUGUUCUUCAACUGCUGCUUCAGAUGCAUGGUGGAGACGUGUCGCGUGCGGCGGUGGCCGUGAAGGCACAUUCCUUGCCGCAGUGGGAAGCGUACGGGCGUUGCGCAGAGCUGGCGGUUGGUGUGGUGGAGCACCUGCUUACGUCCUUCCCGCAUCUGGAGGAGCGGAUGCACUGUGAGGGUGUGGAUGUCUACUACCUCUGCCUACUGUGUAUCCAGCGAUGGUUGCGGGAUCCAUUGAAAUUGCCUGAGCUUGCUCGUGCCUCUAUCGAUAAGUUUAUGCGUCUUGGACAGACAGCGUGGGAGGGUCUUGUGUCCGACUGCCUUGGCAGGCACAUCGAGACACUUUGGGAUGCGUUCUUCGAGGUUGAUGGAUUGUCAAGCCUGUGUGCGGAGUCAGUGAUACUGCCAGUGAGCCUUUUUUGGGCCUCGUGUCUGGCGGCAAGUUUUAGCCUGAACAAAGACGUGUGA
This is a messenger RNA of Trypanosoma rangeli, 3039 nucleotides long. RefSeq lists its product as uncharacterized. Lineage: Eukaryota; Euglenozoa; Kinetoplastea; Trypanosomatida; Trypanosomatidae. The record is from RefSeq and is a predicted model, not a curated record. The transcript has a single exon. The coding region runs from base 1 to 3039 and encodes 1012 amino acids.